Lipotes vexillifer (Yangtze River dolphin) is the source of this 1728-nucleotide messenger RNA. RefSeq names its product zinc finger protein 883-like. The record is from RefSeq and is a predicted model, not a curated record. Gene Ontology annotation, cellular component: nucleoplasm. NCBI's taxonomy places the organism in Eukaryota, Metazoa, Chordata, Mammalia, Artiodactyla, Lipotidae. Gene Ontology annotation, biological process: regulation of immune system process; regulation of cytokine production; negative regulation of transcription by RNA polymerase II. Gene Ontology annotation, molecular function: RNA polymerase II cis-regulatory region sequence-specific DNA binding; DNA-binding transcription repressor activity, RNA polymerase II-specific. The transcript has 5 exons. Bases 91 to 1728 code for a protein of 545 amino acids.
UCGGUGACCUUCAAAGACGUGGCUGUGGACUUCACCCUGGAGGAGUGGGGCCAGCUGGGGCCUGGCCAGAGGGAGCUGUAUCGGGAUGUGAUGCUGGAGAAUUACCAGAACGUUCUCUCGCUGGGGCUUCCUGAGUCCAAACCCGACGUGAUCUCCCGUCUGGAGCGAGGGGAAGAGCCUAGGAUGGAGAGGAGAGAAGCCUGGCGAGUUACCUGUUCAGACACCUUCAUGAUCCUCAAGGCUACAGGUCACCUCUUCCAGGAGGCCUUCCCUGACUUCCAGGCUGAGAGACCAUUUAACUGCACGGAAUGUGGGAAAGCCUUCAUCUACCAUUCGGAUUAUGUCCUACACCAGAGAAUUCACACUGGAGAGAAGCCCUACAAGUGUAAUGAGUGCGGGAAAGCAUUCAGCAACAGUUCAUAUUUCAUCCAGCACCACAUCAUCCACACAGGAGAGAAGCCCUACGCCUGCAACGAAUGCGGUAAGACCUUUACCCAGAGCUCAUCGCUUACUGAGCAUCAGAGGAUCCACACUGGAGAGAAACCCUACAAAUGCAAGGAAUGUGGGAAAGCCUUCACCCAGAGCUCCUCCCUCAUCAAACACCAGCGAUGCCAUACUGGGGAGAAACCCUAUAAAUGCAACCAGUGUGGGAAGUUCUACUCCCAGGUGUCCCACCUCACCCGCCACCAGAAAAUACACACAGGGGAGAAGCCCUACAAAUGCAGUGAGUGUGGCAAGGCUUUCUGUCACACCUCCUCCCUGACUCAGCACCAGACAAUCCACACUGGUGAGAAACCCUACAAGUGUAACGAGUGUGGGAAAACCUUCAGCCACAGCUCGUCACUGACCCAGCACCAGCGAGUCCACACUGGAGAGAAACCUUACGAGUGCCCCGAGUGUGGCAAAGCCUUCAGCCACAGUUCGUCCCUGACUCAGCAUCAGAGAAUUCAUACUGGUGAGAAGCCCUAUGAGUGUCAUGAGUGCGGGAAGGCUUACACGCAGAUCUCCCACCUCAUGAGGCACCAGAGUACGAUCCACACUGGUGAGAAACCCUACAAGUGUAAUGAAUGCGGGAAAACCUUCAGCCAGAACUCCUCGCUUAUGCGCCACCAGAGAAUUCACACCGGGGAGAAGCCCUAUGAGUGUACAGUUUGCGGGAGAGCCUACACCCAGAUUUCCCACCUCAUCCAACACCAGAGGACUCACACUGGAGAGAAACCUUAUGAGUGCAGUGAGUGUGGCAAAGCCUUCAGCCGGAGCGCCCAUCUCAUCGAGCAUCAGAAGGUCCACACGGGCGAGAAACCCUAUAAGUGUAAGGAGUGUGGGAAAACAUUCAGUCACAACUCAUCCCUAACUCAACAUCAGAGGAUUCACAGCGGCGAGAAACCCUACACCUGUAAGGAAUGCGGGAAAGCCUUCAAUCAAAGUAUCCACCUCAUUCAACAUCAGAGGAUUCAUACCGGGGAGAGGCCAUACAAAUGUAAGAACUGUGGGAAAACCUAUGCCCAGAUUUCACACCUCAUUCAACACCAGAAAGUUCAUAUGGGUGGCAAGCACUAUGCAUGUAAAGAAUGCGGAGAGGAUUUCAGCUGGGGUUCACACCUGGCCGAACAUCAGAGACUUCACACUGUGCAUGAUGGCUAUGUCCGCGGUAAUUUUGAGAAAGCCUUUGCUUGGAACAUGCAGCUUAGUGAUCCUCAGAGAACUCAUGCUGACUGGAGAGCCUGA